AAGGCUAUUCAGGGCGUUCUGGACCCGGACUCUCCGAAGGCGCGGCGCGAGAAGCGCGUCCUCCGGUUCUGGCUGCCCCCUAUCGAGGGCGCCGCAGCCGUCAGCAUCAUCCUCGCGUUCGCCUGGCAGAAGGCCGUCCGGACAUGGCCUUCCUUCAUGGUGACGUUCAUCCUCUGGUCGAGUUUUGCUUUCACCAUGGCCGCCGGCGUUCUGCUGCUCUGCUUCUCCCUCCCCGCCACCGCCGGCAUCGGCGUCGCCCUCAUCCUCUUCUCCAUCGGCACCGGCCUCUACGCCUGCUGGGUUACCCGCCGCAUCCCCUUCACCGCCAGGGUCUUCUCCCGCGCGCUCCUCCCCGCCGCCAAGUUCGAGGACCUCAACGGCCCGGCGUACCUCAUGGUCGGAUUGGGCUUCCUCUGGAUCUCGGUCUGGUGCCUGGGCGUGAUCGGCGCGCUGAAUUUCUACUACCCGGCGCUGACGAUCAUCGCGCUCGUUCUGAGCCUGAUGUGGACUGCGGAGGUGAUGCGGAACGUGACGAACCUGACGGUGAGCCGGGUGGUGGCGCUCUACUACCUGCGGGGGAUGCAGUCCAGCACGCAGUUCAGCUUCCAGCGGGCCGUGUCGCGGAACCUCGGCAGCGCCUGCCUCGGGUCGCUCUUCGUGCCGACCAUCGAGGCGCUCCGCAUCCUGGCCCGGGGGCUCAACCUGCUGGAGGGGGAGGACGAAUUCAUGUUCUCCUGCGCCCACUGCUGCCUCCACGUUAUGGAGUCCGUCUUUCGCUACGGCAACAGCUGGGCCUUCGUCCAUAUCGCGGCGUAUGGGAGGGGUUUCGUGGCGGCAUCGCAGAGCACGUGGGGGCUGUUCGAGAGGCAGGGGAUGGAGGAGCUGGUGGACUCGGACAUCACCAGCUCCGUCUGCUUCCUCACCGGUGUCUGCAGCGGCGCCAUCUGCACCAUCUUCGCUGCCUCCUGGACCUUCGCCACGCACAAGCACUACACCGCCACCGCCUCCCUCCUCGCCUUCUUCGUGGGCUAUCUCAUGACGAGGAUAGGGAUGGCGCUGCCGCAGGCGUGCGUGGCGUGCUACUAUGUGUGCUUCGCGGAGAACCCAAGCCCUCGGCUGUUCGAUUCCACCAUCCCCGACCGCCUCGUCACUAUCCGCACCGGCCGGGAGGCCAUGGUGACCACCCCUCGCUUCCCUCGCCGCAUUUCUACCGCCUAAGAUUUUUCUAUAUCAUCGUACGCUGUUUGAUCUCGGCUGCAAAGAAGGAAAGAAAGAAAGAAGAAACCAAGAAAGAGGACUGCUUCGCGGUGUGUCCGCCGCUGCAGCCAUCGACCAUCUAAGCUGACGUGACGGAGCCGGUCCGCACAAUAAUGUAUCCUGGGAACGGGAGGUUCCAGACUGCCCCGCACGCAACUUCCUGGGCUCGGACGGUCUGACCGGGAAUUGACCGUCAAAGACGAGCGGCAGCGGAUUUCUAUCGCAUCGGUGAAAAGUCUUCUCCUGCCUGUCGCUGUUUUUUUUGUUUACAAUGAAAAGGUUCGAGUUUUGUGACAUUGUGAUGUUAAGGCGCGUGUAUUAGCCGUUGUUGUAAAGAUGUAAAGAAAUGGUUUAGAUUUUGGCAGUUCAUUCCGCCACUGUAACAUAUUUUAUUUUAAUAAAUGAUAAAAUUUAUGCGUA
Molecule: messenger RNA, 1677 nt
Organism: Ananas comosus (pineapple)
Lineage: Eukaryota; Viridiplantae; Streptophyta; Magnoliopsida; Poales; Bromeliaceae
Product: CTL-like protein DDB_G0274487
Exons: 4
Coding region: 157-1218 (353 amino acids)
Biological process (GO): transmembrane transport
Cellular component (GO): membrane
Molecular function (GO): transmembrane transporter activity
Source: RefSeq, a predicted model, not a curated record